Molecule: messenger RNA, 2537 nt
Organism: Alosa alosa (allis shad)
Lineage: Eukaryota; Metazoa; Chordata; Actinopteri; Clupeiformes; Clupeidae
Gene: gck
Product: glucokinase (hexokinase 4)
Exons: 10
Coding region: 128-1642 (504 amino acids)
Biological process (GO): glucose 6-phosphate metabolic process; glycolytic process; regulation of insulin secretion
Cellular component (GO): cytosol; mitochondrion
Molecular function (GO): D-glucose binding; fructokinase activity; ATP binding
Source: RefSeq, a predicted model, not a curated record
GUGUGAAUGUGUAUUUGUUGGCAUUAAUGUGUUUAUGUUGGGAGGGGUCAUCUGUGAGUGCAGAGUGCAGACCACCUACAGGCCAACCCCCUCAUUGAGAGUAUAAAAACAGCUGGUCGGUCCACACAUGAACACACACACACAUACUCACUCAAGAGCUUUCACUCGAGGCACACACACACAGACCUUUAGAAGCAUUGCAAAGAUGCUCUGUGUCAGAACAUAUCGAGAGCAGCCACUGGGGAUGCCUUGCCAACACAAAUCCAUUCUGGAAAAAGUCCUCAUGGUGGACCAGAUCCUGUCGGAGUUCCAGCUGAAGAAGGAGCAGUUGCGGGAGGUGAUGAAGCGGAUGCAGCAGGAGAUGGAGCGCGGCCUCCGCCUGGAGACACACAACGAGGCCAGCAUCAAGAUGCUGCCCACCUAUGUCCGCUCCACUCCGGAGGGCUCGGAGGUGGGCGACUUCCUGGCUCUGGACCUCGGAGGCACCAACUUCCGUGUGAUGCUGGUGAAGGUGGGCGAGGAUGAGGAGAAGGGGUGGAAGGUGGAGACCAAGCACCACAUGUACUCCAUCCCGCAGGACGCCAUGACUGGAACCGCUGAGAUGCUGUUUGACUACAUUGCUGAGUGCAUCUCUGACUUCCUGGACAAACACCAAAUCAAACAUAAGAAGCUUCCACUUGGAUUCACCUUCUCUUUCCCGGUGCGGCAUGAAGACCUGGAUAAGGGCAUUCUGUUGAACUGGACCAAAGGCUUCAAAGCCUCUGGGGCUGAGGGGAACAAUGUUGUGGGGUUACUGAGAGACGCCAUCAAGAGAAGAGGGGAUUUUGAAAUGGAUGUGGUUGCCAUGGUGAAUGACACCGUAGCCACCAUGAUUUCCUGUUACUAUGAGGACCACAGCUGUGAAGUGGGCAUGAUUGUUGGCACGGGCUGUAACGCGUGUUACAUGGAGGAGAUGCGGACGGUGGAGCUGGUGGAGGGGGAGGAGGGCCGCAUGUGCGUCAACACGGAGUGGGGUGCGUUCGGGGCCAACGGCGAGCUGGAGGAGUUCCGGCUGGAAUACGACCGGGUGGUGGACGAAACCUCUCUCAACCCCGGCCAGCAGCUGUAUGAAAAGCUAAUCAGUGGCAAAUACAUGGGUGAGCUGGUGCGACUGGUGUUGCUGAAGCUGGUCAACGAGGACCUGUUGUUUAACGGCGAGGCUUCUGACCUCCUCAAGACCAGAGGGAGUUUUGAGACGCGCUUUGUCUCGCAGAUUGAGAGUGACUCAGGAGACAGGAAACAGAUCUUCAAUAUCCUGAGCACGCUCGGAGUCCUGCCAUCUGAGCUAGACUGUGACAUUGUGCGUCUAGCGUGUGAGCGAGUUUCCACACGGGCCGCCCAUAUGUGUGGAGCAGGACUGGCUGGUGUCAUCAACCGCAUGCGGGAGCGCCGCAGCCAGGAGGCGCUCAAGAUCACCGUGGGUGUGGACGGGUCCGUCUACAAACUCCAUCCUCGUUUCCAAGAAAGGUUUCACUCGAUUGUGCGGGAACUCACGCCAAGCUGUGACAUCACUUUCAUCCAGUCCGAAGAAGGAAGUGGACGAGGCGCUGCACUGAUCUCUGCAGUGGCUUGCAAGAUGGCCGCUUGCAUGUUGACCCACUAGGGGAUGCUGAUGACACCCUCUGGGUGUCCAGUGGAGGAAGAAUUCGGACUGCAGGACAGCUGGACUACAUUGUUAGCUACAGCUCACGCACAGUGUUCUCUUAGAUCUCUCUCCAGAUGGAAGAAUUAGUUGGAAGCGCAAGGCUCUCAGUGUACACAGUGGACAUCAUUACCUCUGGGGCAACUCACCAUACACAGGGAUCGUAUAAUCAUCAAAGUGUAAAAAACUGGAUAGCUCUUCAACAGAACUCCCUCAUGAUUGUCGUAUCCAGUCACUGAAGCUUUUGAUCUCAGUGUCUAUGAGCAUGUACAUAGGUUCCCACAGCUAAUAUUUCUAUCACCUCAUGAUUUACAAAGGGUUCUGUUUACAUUUUAAACACUUACCUUGCCUACAUUUACCAAAAUAUUUUAUUCAAUGAUCCAUUAACACUGCAGUUUGUGUGGAUAGGAAAGUUGUUGGCCUUUUGGAUGCACUGAUAGGCCUAUAUGAUGAGACUUGAAGUUCUGAGAUGAACAGUUAGCCUACCACAGAGAGAAAGAAGAAGAGGAAGAUUAUAUUAUACUAUAUUAUAUAAGAGGUGUUAUAAAGGAUUUGUAAGACUUUGAUCGUCAGCUGAUAAAUUGCUGAACUUGUGUAAUAAACUGUCUGUAUUUUUACAUUGGGUGUCUUGGGAAAGGCGCUUUAUAAAUAAAAUAUAUUAUUAUUAUUAUUAUUAUUAUUUAUUAUUAUUAUGCAUAGGCUAAUUGAUUGACCAUUUUAUUUAUUGACCUGUAAAUUAAUGUGUAACUUAGUCUGAUAGCUGUUAAACCCUCUGAUAUUCAGUACUGAUGAAUGAACUAUGCUUUGUACUUGUGAAAUUACUAUACGAAUGUAAAUAAAAAGGUCAUAGUAUGGA